UGACAGUUACUGUGUAAUCGACUGUUGAAAUUCCAAUGCUAAGCAACUUUAGCCAGCGUGCUAACAUGUAAAUUAGCCAAUGUGUAGAACUAUAUAAUGUGCUGCGCAAUCCCGAAUUCAAGCGCGUGAAUGAUAUUUAUUCCCAAAAAAUAGGCACAUUUUGGAAUUUGCCUUGAUGUUUGCUACUGCGCGUGUCUCGGCUCCCGCAACCAACAUGUCCAGUUAGCCCGAACGCAGCAUUCGGUGGGUAACGAACCUGGCGAGCUAGCCAAGAGCCCAUUUGGACUGUGGCUGUGUGGAGGGAUCUGAAGCGGUUUCGUCGCUCACAGGACAAUAAAGCCGGAUGCUGUGACUACAAUGAGUCCCGGAGGCUGCCCCCAUGUCAAUGGCUUCAAAGUGGACAACUGGAAGCAGAACCUGAGGCUCAUUUAUCAGUGUUUCGUGUGGAGCGGUUCCGCUGAGACCAGAAAACGCAAGGCAAAAAGGAUGGACAGUCCAAGCUGUGGGUUGGAGGACAACACAUUAGCAUCCUCCAACUGGAAGGCCAAGUCAUGUAUCUGUCACAUGUGCGGCGCCCACCUCAACAGACUCCACUCCUGCCUCUACUGCGUCUUCUUCGCCUGCUUUGCCAAAAAACAUAUCCACGAACAUGCCAAGAGCAAAAGACAUAACCUAGGCAGCAUGUGAAGAAAUGAGUGUUGGUUCAGAACACUGAUGCCAUGCUGACAUCUCUCAAAAACUUCAUUAGUGAAUUUACUAAUGAACAGGGACUUGGAUUGGUCUUGGUAGCUGAGUAGGAUUAGGUUUAUAUGUUAGUCUGUUUGCUAUAUAUGUGCUUUAUGAUUGGAUUUCUUGAAAAUCCCUUUAAAAAAUAAAAACUGUAGAAAUUAGAGGAUUUUACACAUUAAAUAUCUUGGUGUGUCAGGGACCAAGCAGUACAAGCAGCGAGGACACAGAAAGUUAUUUCAAAACCUGGGUUUUUAUUGACCCUAAAAUAAUACAAAAAUCCAAAAGAAUGACUAAACUAGCCGGCCAUUAAAAGAGGUCAACUAAAUUUAACGAUACUCAAAAGUUUAACUUAAAAUCAAACUUACCUGAGGGAAAAACUGGCCUAACACAAUGAAGAUAACUUAUAGUGGUUUGCGCCCCCCCCAAUGAUCCAGCAGCACAUGGUUUUAGCCUGACGAGCUGGCAUCCAGAUUUAAAGCUCCUCCGCCCUUUGCUACGCCUCUCAUCAGUAAGGAAAUGAAGCUUGCACCACCACGGUAACUCUAAACAAGAACAAACAUGUUAAAGCACAUAACCUUCCAUUGUUGAUACGUAUGCACUCCAAAUCAUCAAUGCAAGGUAAAACAUGAAUACAAAUACGGUUUAAUAUUUACCUGCAAAAAAAAGUAUAAUGAAAAUAUGUGACCAACAUCACCAUCGUGGGGCUUAAGCCAUCACAUGGAUAAUUAGCUGAUUUUAUUUCUCCUUCAAAACGUCCGAUAAUCUGAACCAACUUCUCUGCUUCUAACUGCAGCUCGAUUAUUGAUGCCAUGUUUACCUGACAAAUUGAAAAGAUGCAUUUCAGUCGCUCAACUAAAUAUUUGCAUCAAACAGAGACGAUCUGGAUUCGUCCAGAUUUGAAUAAAGCUAAUGUCAACUGUAGGCUCCCCUCCCCUCCAUCUCUGUUAUUUCCAUAGAGACGGAGCAGCCUGUAACCAUCCACUGAACUCCGCCAUUAAUACCAGCUGCCAAAUGAUCGACUGAACUUUAAAUACCAAUGUAAACCCCUCUGUGGUCGUCUGAUUAGGAAAAGAAAAGGUUGUGUGGCAUUAAAGUGGCUUUCAUUGGCAACUGGAAACUCUGUAUUUCUUGUUGCCAGGCAGGGAAAAUCAAGGAAAGUGGAUUUCUGAGGCAGAUAAUGAAUCUCAACCAGAGCCCUCAGUAGCUGGAUUUAUACUUCAGAGCGUUGCUAAGUACAAGAACAAGAUGGUAAAUUUGGAUGAGAUGAUAUCACAUUUUGACUAAACACAAUGUCCCUCAAGGACCGGAGUUUGAGAUUCCUGCCGUAGAUGGAUCGAAUGUCUUGUUUUUAUCACAGAGAUCAAUGUAAAUGUAAUCAGUCUAGUUUUGAGAUAGUUUUAUCACCCAGCACCUACUUUAACUGGUAAUCAGACCUACAUGUGAAGACACUGAACAGUGGAGAAAACUCAUCGCAAUGCUUCUGGAUAGCUUUUCUUUUUAUCUUCUUACUCUACCCUGUUUUAAGUUGGUUACUUUUUAAAACCAUGCGUUACCUACAACAUUACCAAACAAAAUUAAAAAGAAAUGUUUAACGCUAUGCAGCACCCUGUUAGUCUUGAGCUGUAGCUUCCUGUUAUAUUCUCCUCCUAACAGAUUUGGGCUGUUCAGAGCUGGCAGUGGAGCACUGCAGCGUUCUGCAGAGGACACUCAGGGUGUCGGCCACAAAAAGCUGGUUUUGGCAGAUGUUGAGACUCUGUUCGGUGGUUUUAUGCAGCUUUCUUUGCUCCACUUAUCAGUCCACUCAGGAAAGACCUCCUGUGGUGUGUUUCCCAGAGUGUAAUUGUUUAAUUAGUUUACCUCCUGAAUUAAUUGCUGCAGAAAAACUAAAGUAAAACAGUCAAACAGAGAAAAAGGGACCGAUCUCAAGAAACUGGGGAGAAGGUAAUUAAGAUGUCUCGAUCACACUCAGUUAAAUUAGCCUUCAUCAAAGACACCUCCUCAUCCUCCUCCUCCUCUUUUUCUUUGCCACUUCAUCUCUUUCAUCCACCCGUUUUUCUGCAUUUUCACUCAGCCUCUUGCCGCAUUCUGUUUUCCGUCUUAUGCUGGCUCCACUCCAUGCAUGGUGUACCAAACAAGAUGCACCGUGCAGGUGCUAAUCUAAUCUCACCAGUUUCUCACAACAUGUCAUAUCGUCAUAACCCUUCACAUUAGCACGCCAAGUGUGUAAUGACUGUGUGAAAUAAAUGGAGUCAGUUAAAAACAUCCCUUCUCUGAACGUUUAAGCUCACUUAAUCUCAGUUAUACUUAUGAGGGUUUAUUUAAUUAACACCAUUGCUCUUACCUGAGUGUUGUAUUCAAUCUAUAUCACCAUUUGCCAUCACAAUUCACAUCACCCUAAAAAACUAACUAAACAGCAGUUGAACAGGAGUAGUUUAAACGUUUUUAAGCUAAUUUCUGUUGUUUAUUUGACUCUGAUGCUGUUGCUAAACAAAGCCACUGCCUCAAAUCAUCACAGGGAAAUCCAUGGGGUGGAGGUGGGUUGAAAUAAAAAGCUUUUAAUGAUUUAUUUAAUGUCACAGUCUGUGGGAGUCUAAUGAACAGGUGAUCAGAUGCCAAAUUAACCAACUGCUGCCUGUCUGCUAAUGUGAAUAAUUAACUGCAACAUGUUUUUGGUCUUCUACCUAAAGAUUAAGCUAGCUCCAACAUUAAUUGACCCAUUCUGGCCUUGAUUUCUGUCUUUUGCCAGUGCUCAAUUACAAAAAAAGGUAAAUCAGGACCUUCAAGAGAAAAUUAGAGUAUCUUUGCCAAAUUUCCAAAAUAAAUGGAGCAAAAGUGAAGAUGUAAGAAUGCCUGCAAUUAUGAGUAUAAAGCAAGAAAAUGUAACAUACAGUACAG
Melanotaenia boesemani (Boeseman's rainbowfish) is the source of this 3624-nucleotide messenger RNA. RefSeq names its product ubiquitin carboxyl-terminal hydrolase 22-like. NCBI's taxonomy places the organism in Eukaryota, Metazoa, Chordata, Actinopteri, Atheriniformes, Melanotaeniidae. The coding region runs from base 358 to 687 and encodes 109 amino acids. Gene Ontology annotation, molecular function: zinc ion binding. The record is from RefSeq and is a predicted model, not a curated record. The transcript has 4 exons.